Molecule: messenger RNA, 822 nt
Organism: Rangifer tarandus platyrhynchus (Svalbard reindeer)
Lineage: Eukaryota; Metazoa; Chordata; Mammalia; Artiodactyla; Cervidae
Source: the annotation of a GenBank genome assembly
AUGACCCCAGCUCAUCCACACACUACAAACCUGGCGGUGGGGGCACAGGCCCACUGCCCCACCCCCUUCCCCAUCUCGGCCAGCCUCGGGGGCCGGGCCGGCUCUCACUGGGGCCUCCAGCACGGAGGAAAACAUCCGGUCACCGUGGUGCCCCCAGCAUUUGCGAUGAAGCUGGGCCGGCUGGCGCAGGCCACAGGCAGCGGGAGACCCUCCCUCAGGGCUGCUGGCCAGCCAGAGCCUCCGCUAAGGGCCACCGUCACCACCCUGACAGGACACAGCACGCGGGACAGUGGCCUCCGCCCCACCGCUGCUGAGGGAACAAUCAGGGGUGCCAGGGAGCCUCGGCUGACCCGGGCCGGCCGGGCCUCCGAAGCUGGGAGGACGGCGGAGCCCCGGGCGACGGGAGGCAGCGCUGAGGGUGGCCAGGCCAAGACCGCCCGGGCCGCCGGCGGGUCCCGAGUGGGAUGCAGAGAAGCCGCAGAGCUGAGGGCUCCUUCCAGAACACGGGAGGCAGCCCUCAUCCACCUGCAGCAGGCCACGAUGCUGUGUCCACACAGCGACAGCCACGCCGGAGCCCAGAGCCACGGCCACGGCCCCGGCCACAGCGGUUCCCGGAGGACCCAGCAGCCCUGCUCAGCACUCACAUGCCAUGUGGUCCCCACACACCGUCUCCCCACAGCGUUCGCUCGGGCAGGAACGCUCGACAGUCACGUGCCCUGGGACUUUGGUGUCAGAGCACACCUGGGGGCCCCAGGGCAGCUCAGGGGGCCUCACCGAAGGUCCCUUCAUCGUCACGGGGUUCACCCUGAAGAGCUGCUGUGA